CCCAGGGGAGGGAAAGGGGACAAGUUACAAGUUGGACAGUCUCCUCUGUGGAGCUGUGGAGCUGCCAGCUGCCAGGUCCCACCUCAGCCCAGACAAUGCCUGUGGAGGAGUUUGUAGCUGGCUGGAUUUCAGGAGCUCUGGGCCUGGUCAUGGGCCACCCCUUUGACACUGUAAAGGUGCGGCUGCAAACCCAGAACACAUACCGGGGCAUUGUGGACUGCGUGGUCAAGAUUUACCGCUAUGAGUCAAUCCUGGGCUUCUUCAAGGGAAUGAGCUUCCCAAUCGCCAGUGUAGCUGUGGUCAACUCUAUCUUGUUCGGGGUCUACAGCAACACCCUGCAGGCACUCACGGCGACCUCCCACCAGGACCGGCGGGCCCAGCUGCCCAGCUACACACACAUCUUCAUAGCGGGCUGCACUGGGGGCUUCCUGCAGGCCUACUCCCUGGCCCCUUUUGACCUCAUCAAAGUCCGUCUACAAAAUCAGACAGAGUCGAAGUUGUGGCCAGGGAGCCCCCCACCCAAGUACCGGGGGCCUGUGCACUGUGCAGUCACCAUCUUCCGAGAGGAGGGGCCCCGGGGGCUGUUCCGAGGAUCUGGGGCCCUGAUGCUGAGGGACACUCCCACACUGGGAUUUUACUUCGUCACCUAUGAAGGGCUCUGUCACAAGUACACCCCAGCUGGCCAGCAACCCAGCUCAACCACAGUGAUGGUGGCAGGGGGCUUUGCAGGCAUCGGCUCCUGGGUCACAGCCACACCCUUCGACGUGAUCAAGGCCAGGAUGCAGAUGGGCUGUGUGAACCAGAGAGCGUAUAAGGGGAUGCUGGACUGCAUAGUGACCAGCUUCCGGCAGGAGGGCCUGGGAGUCUUUUUCCGGGGGUUUACCAUCAACAGUGCCCGUGCCUUUCCCGUCAAUGCUGUCACUUUCCUCAGCUAUGAGUACCUACUGCGCAUGUGGGGAUGAGCCCGGCCCGGUGAUGCCAGCAGUCCUGGGAGCCCAGAGGCCAGGCUGAGGGUGCCCAUCUUGCAGUGUCCAUGGAAGUGGCUUGGACCUUCCCGGGCCAGGCAGUGCACUACUCCAAUGGGGCAGAGGAGACACCUGAGCAGGACGCCAGCGAUCCAGCUUCUGUACCACAAACCUCAGCACCUUUGGUUCUGAACCAGGAAGCAUGGGACACACAUGAAUCAGCCAGUGGAGCCUGCAACAUCCCAGCCCUUCCCUCACCCUUCCUUUCAAAUCUCUUCUCCCACAGCUGCCUCAAACAGGGCUCUUUGUCUUCUUCUUACCCAGAAUCCUUCAGGGGCUCCCAGAACCUUCCGUGCCCCACCUGGCAGUCCUUCCCCACUAGGCUUCCUUCUCUCUUGGUCACUUUGUGGACCUAAACCCAACUGUCACUUACGACCCAGGCCUGGAAGGCUUCUCCCCUCAGGCCAUCAAGGACCCCAGCAGGUGGCUCCAUUGUUCCCCCAUGACCUGCCCUCCAAGGGCUCAGGUGCACCAUGGUCUCUUAAGGGCCUUCUUGCCUGCCCAUGCCCAGCCUGUCUGGAUUUUUUUUCAUGUCAUUUGUCCUUUAUUUCAAACUUAAAUUGCCAAAAAUGGAUAUUUUUGGAUGGGUGUGUGUGUGUGUGUGUGUGUGUGUGUGUACUAGGGAUUGAAUCUAGGGCCUUUUCACUGAGCUACAUCCUCAGCCCUUUUUAUUUUUUAAAAUUCUGAGCCAGGGCCUCACUAAGUGGCUAAAUUGCCUGGGCAAUUUGUAAUCUUCCUGCCUCAGCCUCUGAGUCCUGAGAUCACAGGCGUGUGCCACCACACCUGUGUGCCUGGCUAGUGAUGAAUGUCUGUAAUUCUAGUUACUCUGGAGGCUGAGGCAGGAAUUCAAGGCCAGCCUGGGCAAUUUAGUGAGACAUUGUCUCAAAAUCAAAUAAGAAGAGGACUGUAGAUGUAGCUCAGUGCAAGCGCCUGUGUUCAAUCCCCAUACCAAUCAGUCAGUCGAUAAAGUUGUGUUAUAAUUGA
Messenger RNA from Heterocephalus glaber (naked mole-rat), 2009 nucleotides. It is a transcript of the gene Slc25a45, whose product is annotated as solute carrier family 25 member 45. The record is from RefSeq and is a predicted model, not a curated record. Gene Ontology annotation, cellular component: mitochondrion. Lineage: Eukaryota; Metazoa; Chordata; Mammalia; Rodentia; Bathyergidae. Gene Ontology annotation, molecular function: transmembrane transporter activity. Gene Ontology annotation, biological process: transmembrane transport.